Messenger RNA from Mycotypha africana, 1320 nucleotides. RefSeq names its product chaperonin 10-like protein. NCBI's taxonomy places the organism in Eukaryota, Fungi, Mucoromycota, Mucoromycetes, Mucorales, Mycotyphaceae. Gene Ontology annotation, molecular function: zinc ion binding; oxidoreductase activity. The coding region runs from base 1 to 1320 and encodes 439 amino acids. The record is from RefSeq and is a predicted model, not a curated record. The transcript has 3 exons.
AUGGCUACUAACGCUGCUGCUAACCUUGCUCAAGACAAGAUGGGUGAAGCCCAUGUGAUUGUCGCCAACGAAGAUAAGCAAAACGUAUCUGACACGACCGAUAUGCUUGCUUGUGUAUGGAAAGGCAAAGAAAAGCUCGAAAUGAAACGAGUCCCCAAGCCUGAAAUUACACAUGAUGAAGAUGUCAUUUUAAAAGUGACAGGAAGCACAGUGUGUGGUUCCGACCUACACUUGUAUCAUGGCGAAAUCAUGCAACUUAAGGAAGGUGAAAUUUUAGGCCAUGAAUGUAUUGGUAUUGUUGAAAAAGUAGGAAGUAAAGUAACCAAAGUCAAACCUGGGGAUCGUGUGGUUGCCGCUUUCAAUAUCGCUUGUGGCCAAUGUGACUAUUGUAAAAACAAAUUGUUUACGGGUUGUGAGAACACCAACAAUAGCUCAGUAAUGGAAAAGCUUUAUGGACAAAAGAUUGCUGGCGUUCUAGGCUAUUCUCAUUUUGUUGGAGGAUUCUCUGGUUGUCAGGCUGAAUAUGUUCGCGUGUUGUAUGGUGAUGUCAAUCUGGUCAAGAUUCCCAAGAAUAUGCCUGACGAAAAGGCAUUGUACCUAUCUGACAUUGUACCUACGUCCUAUCAUGCGGUUGUUUCUGCUGACGUGCAGGAAGGCGACGUUGUUGGUGUUUGGGGUCUUGGUCCUAUUGGUUUAUGUGCGGUUCAAUGGUUGCGUAAUGUCUUCAAGGCCAAACGAAUUAUCGUCGUCGAUAACGUGGGGCCUCGCCUCGAGUUGGCAAAGAAGCGAUGGGGUGCAGAGGUCGUCCAUUUUGACGAGGAUAAAGACGUCGCUGCUAAGAUCAACGAGUUGGUGCCUGGAGGUUUGGACCGAUCGAUUGAUUGUGCCGGCUUCCGUUAUGCAAAGAACUUGCUGCACAAAGUAGAAAGAGCAGUGGGUUUAGAAACAGAUACCAGUGAAGUGAUCAACGAAAUGAUCCGCUCUACCAAGAAGUUUGGUACAAUCUCUAUUAUUGCAGAUUACGCUGCUUAUGCUAAUCACGUCCUCGUCGGUGGUAUUAUGGAGAAGGGCCUUCGUUUGAUUGGCUGUGGUCAAGCACCUAUCCAACGUUAUUGGGACGAAUGUUUGGACUAUAUUGAGAAAGACCAAUUUGAUCCCACUAUCAUUUUGACCCAUCGAUUCCCUCUGGAACAAACUGUAGAAGCUUAUCAUCUCUUUGAUAAGAAGGAUGCUGCUGUCAUGAAAAUAUUCCUUCAAACCAAGUUUAGUGGCCCUGUCAUGCCUGGUACACCCAUGUUGACCAACGUGGGUGAUGCUUAA